CUAUUAACUCUGACUGUAUAAUAAUAAUAAUAAUAAUAAUAAUAAUAAUAAUAAUAAUAAAAGAUUGUCAAUUUAUGUCACAUUUUCCUGUAUGUGUUUUUAAUAUUAUCUUUGGUGAUGUAAAUCCGUUUAUUUCUUUUUGGUUACAGUUUAGUUACAGUACACCCGGAACUAUUUGUGUCUGAUUCCACAGAGGACAUCGGAGCCAUUUAUCGGUGCACCGCCGAUCUUCAGCCGUGGGGGGGAAAUAAACAACCAUCCAAUAAUAACACCUUUUGCACUGCGAAUAGACAGAAGAUGGCGCUGCGAGCUUGUGGCUUUAUAGUGUUCCGACGCCUCGCCAGCUGCAUUCCCCCACCAGGCAACAUCGAGUAUCUCCUUUUGCAGACUUCUUACGGGCAACACCACUGGACCCCACCCAAAGGUCACGUGGACCCGGGGGAGGACGACCUCACCACAGCUCUGAGAGAGACCAAGGAGGAGGCCGGGCUCGGAGCGGAGCAUCUGCGGGUGGUGGACGGCUUCCUUCAGGAGCUGCGCUACGAGGUGCGAGGCCGACCCAAGGAGGUGCUCUACUGGCUGGCCGAACUGAAGGACCCAGAGACGGCCGUGACUCUGUCUGACGAGCACCAGGACUACCGCUGGGCCCGGCUGGAGGAGGCCUGCGCUCUGGCUCAGUACAAAGACCUUCAGGAGACACUGAGAGCGGCACAGAGACAUUUAGAGGCGCAGCAGAACAAACAGUGAUGUGUCAGAAUGUAGACUAGAAAAAAGGGGGACGGUUAAUGAAAGGACAUAAGUAUGUGGGACCCUACCUUCUUCUACUAGAGCGUUCAAAUACAAAAAAAAAAAACAGUCUGAUGUAAAGAACGUAUGUCAUGUACUUCCCAAAAACUGUAAGUCACGUGUAAUGGGAAUAAAAACAUAAAAUAUGUCGAUUUCAAUGAAAAUAAACUGAAAUACUCGCCACAGUCACAUCAGAAGUGGGACUGGGGUCUUGAUUUAA
Mugil cephalus (flathead mullet) is the source of this 1006-nucleotide messenger RNA. RefSeq names its product nudix (nucleoside diphosphate linked moiety X)-type motif 2 (gene nudt2). NCBI's taxonomy places the organism in Eukaryota, Metazoa, Chordata, Actinopteri, Mugiliformes, Mugilidae. The record is from RefSeq and is a predicted model, not a curated record. Gene Ontology annotation, biological process: ATP biosynthetic process; AMP biosynthetic process. The transcript is spliced from 3 exons. The coding region runs from base 298 to 747 and encodes 149 amino acids. Gene Ontology annotation, molecular function: bis(5'-nucleosyl)-tetraphosphatase (asymmetrical) activity.